Phalaenopsis equestris is the source of this 3004-nucleotide messenger RNA. RefSeq lists its product as uncharacterized. The record is from RefSeq and is a predicted model, not a curated record. Gene Ontology annotation, molecular function: helicase activity. Lineage: Eukaryota; Viridiplantae; Streptophyta; Magnoliopsida; Asparagales; Orchidaceae.
UGGGAGUGAUGGGAGUGAUGGGAGUGAUGAUAACGAUUACGGUUUUCUGAAGAAGCUGAUGCUCAAGGAUAAGGAUGACAAAGCCAGCCUUGUUCCGAUCAUCUUCUCCUGGUCUCUUAGUGAUGUUUUUAAUCGCGAUCUUCUUAAGAGAAAGGUACAGAAGAUACCCAAAACUUUUACGUCUUUGGGGCAUUAUUUUGAUUCCUUCACCACACCAUUGAUAGAGGAAACUCAUGCGGAUCUACGUUCUUGUUUGGAGACAUAUUCUCGAGCAACACCACAUGCAGAAUUAAAGAGUAUAGAGCAGAUAUCGGCUAAGAUGGUUUACAGUAUUAAACUCAAAAAUCCAGAAGUUGCAGUUGGAGAAGAUGAUGAUGAUAAUAUACGAAAAUGUCGUUACCAACCAAUGGAUGCAGACCUUUUUGUGCUCACGCGAACAAAACCAAAACAUAUAUCGGAUUUAUCACGCAAUGAAACUUCAUACAUUGUUGGUUAUGUUAUUCGAUACAUAGAUUAUGAUGAAAAACUUGGCUCUGAUCUAUAUAUUGUCAAGCUAUCACAUGAGUUGGACAUUAAAUCAUACCGAGAAUCAUAUUUUAUAGUUUAUCUAUUGAAUAUGACAACAUCGAAUAGGAUCUUCAAUUCACUGGAUCAAGAGUUGGCAAUGACGAGAAAUAUGCACAUCAUCAAAAAAAUUCUAUCUUAUGGUUCCCCGGUAAAAAGUGGGAGCUCUUCAUUUUGUUUAGCUAAAAAUUCCCUCGAUGCAUUGGUGGGUGACAACCUGGAUAGAUUCAACUUGAAUGACUCACAAAGAAGUGUUGUGCAAGAUUGUUUAUCAAUGAGGCAAAGAAGCCAUGAAGAUGAUCCCAUAAAGCUUAUAUGGGGUCCUCCUGGAACUGGAAAAACAAAAACUAUAAGUACUUUACUACUUGCUCUUUUGAAUCAAGGAUGCAGAACUCUCACAUGUGCGCCUACAAAUACUGCUGUCGUUGAAGUUGCUUCACGCCUCUACAAAUUACUUGAAGAUGAAGAAUAUACCGACAAAAUGAAGUUCUCAACAGGAGAUAUUGUCAUGUUUGGGAAUAGUUCCAGGAUGAAAUUUGAUGAUAAGCUCUCUCAAAUCUUUCUCGAACACAGAGAGAAGAGGCUUUUAGGAAAAUGUUUUAUGCCUAUCAUAGGUUGGAGGCAUCUUGUAGGAGCAAUGAUAGAUUUCUUGGAGAAUGCUAUUUCACAAUAUAGGCUACAUGUAGACAAAAUAAAAAAAACAAGGAAAACAGAGGACGAAAGUGAAAAAAGAGAGGAUGAAGACGAAUUCAUAAUAGUUGAAACAUUCAUUGAAUUUAUCUUGAAGAGAUAUAAUCAUCUUGCUAGGGAAUUGGAGGACUGUAUUGAAGUUAUAUGCAAGGAUCUUCCAAGGAGCAUCAUACCUGAUAAAAUCUUUAGAUACAUGAAUUUAUGCUUAGAUUUGAUCAAAAUAUUCAGGAAAUUGUUGAUAUCAGCAAGACUUUUGGAUGAAGAUCUUGAAGAGCUAUUUGAAUCUACAGUUGAGGAAAGCAAUGAUAUGUUGCUCUCAUUUGAUUCAAAUAUAUACAUGGUUGAAUAUCUUCCAAUAACAAUUAGAUUGAGAAAAGUCAGAACUUCCUUGUUGAAAAUACUCAGGACUCUUUCUAGAGAAUUUGAUCUUCCAAAUAUCAAUGACUAUGCUUCUGCGAAAGACUUUUGCCUGCAAAAGGCAACAAUUAUUCUUUGCACAGCUUGUGGUUCUUUCAGUCUAAAUAAAAUUGAAAUGAAGAAACCCUUACAGUUUUUGAUUGUAGAUGAGGCUGCACAGCUUAAGGAAUGUGAAUCCUUGAUCCCCCUACAGAUUUCAGGCAUAGAAAAUGCUGUUUUAAUUGGGGAUGAGUUUCAAUUGCCAGCCAUGGUCAAAAGCCAGAUUUCAGAGAUGGCUGGUUAUGGAAGAAGCUUGUUUGAAAGAUUGAGCUCAUUAGGUAAAGAAAAAAAUCUUUUAAACAUUCAAUAUAGGAUGCAUCCAUCCAUAAGUAAGUUUCCGAAUAUCUCCUUCUAUGGAAACAAGAUUUUCGAUGGAGAAAAUGUACUAGAUCCAAGCUAUAUAAAACAGUAUCUAUCAGGGCCACUUUAUGGUCCUUAUUCUUUUAUAAACAUUGGGCGUGGCAAGGAGGAAGCAGAUAAGCAUGGAAGAAGCAAAAAAAACAUGAUCGAAGCUACAGUUGUUGCACAAUUAGUAGAAAAGCUUUUCAAAGCAUCAAAAUAUACAAAUCAGAAAAUCAGUGUCGGUGUUGUGACACCAUACACUGCACAGGUGCUCGCAAUCAAUGAAAAAAUAGGAAAAAAGUAUGAUUUAUCAAACUACUUUUCAGUCAAAAUUAGAUCCAUUGAUGGUUUUCAAGGUAGUGAAGAGGAUGUUAUUAUUAUGUCGACUGUAAGAUCAAAUAAAAGUGGAUCAAUAGGUUUUCUCGCAAAUGCUCAAAGAUCAAAUGUUACCCUUACAAGAGCUAAGCAUUGUUUGUGGAUUUUGGGAAAUGAUGGAACCUUAAGCAGCAAUGAAAACAUUUGGUCAAAACUAAUUUGUGAUGCAAAGAAACGAAGUUGCUUCCACAAUGCAGAAGAAGAUGGUGAUCUGUCAGAUGCUAUAUUUAAAGCAUGCAUCGAGUUUGAUGAGAUUCACAAUUUGUUGAAUAUGGAUUCUCUACAAAUAAGUAAGACUAAGAGAGCAUCUGAUCUCGCAACCAGUUCAAAUCAAAGACGAAGCUUUGCUCGAGGAAGAAUGAAGGACAAGCGUCCUAUUUUCUGAUGUCCCAGAAAUUCCCAUCUAUUUUGAACUUCUGGUAGAAAUACUUGCUUCUACUCAAAGAGAAGAAAUGGUCCAUGACAUGUAUGAAUGAUUUUUGGUACUCGUCAAAAAGAAAAAUUAGCUAUUUAUCGUUCUGGCAUCUUAUGUUUUUAAACUCUCAAACAUGUCAGAUUCAAGAAACCAAAAAAGGAA